AACAUAUAUAAAGGUUCCUGGCAAAUGAAUGCUGCUCCACACAUACGAGCAGCGAGUUGAUUAGAACGACAGUCUCAGCCGGCAGGCCGAGAAACAGACGAGUAUAACCUCUGUCUAAUAACUGCGCCGUCGCACCGAGGAUUACCGCCCGCGUUUGGAAUUAACAAUCCGCGGUUUGUGACCUCGCUGCUCUGAAACUUCGGGAUCGCAGACUAAAUGAGGGAUAUUUAAACCGCUGCAGCUUGAACAAAACGGAUGUCAGUGCAGCGGUCAGAGAUGGGAGAGGGUUUUGGACCACUCUCUCCUGUAGGAUGGUAGCCGACAGCACUGUGGAAGGCCACGACAAGACAUGCUUGUCUUCCUCUGCAUCAUCCUCAUCCUCCUCAUCGUCCUCCUCAUCAUCAUCAUCCUUAUCCUCGUCGUCAUCAUUAUCGUCCUCGCCCCCCAGGCACGAGCUUGCCUUCCUCCCCCACAACGAGCCGGGCGAACCUCAGCAACGGGACGCCCCAGACGCAGAGCCGGAGGCGGACCCGGCCGCCAGGCCGGUCGCCAUCCCGUAUUUUUCAACCCACUUCCCUCCCUUCCGCAGUCAGAGGGAUUUCAAUAUAAUCACAGAAACUGCUGCCACACUAGAGCGCAGUGGCUUCUACUGGGGCCCUUUAGGGGUGGAGGAGGCCCACUGCAUGCUGCGGGAGGCCCCGCUGGGCAGCUUCCUCAUCCGGGACAGCCGGCAGAAAGAUGUCUUCUUCACGCUGUCAUACCACGCCGAGAGCGGGCCGGUCAGUGUGCGCAUCGUCUACAAGCGGCAGAGGUUCGGCCUGGCGGGCAGCGAGCGCUCCUUCCAGACUCUCUUUGCCCUGCUGGAGCAUUACAUCGCUCAUCCAAAGAAGAGCCUGAGGUUCCCGCACAGGAAAUGGAAGCCCACACUGCAGGAACUGUGCAGGAAGCGCAUCAUGGAGGCAUGUGGCGGAGGGAGGCAGGUCCUAGAGCUGCCGCUAAACCGUGUUGUCCAGGACUUCCUCUUGGAGUUCCCAUACAAACUGUAACUUUGCAGUGUGCACUCACGCCAGUAUCAUUUUUAUUACUAUUGUUACUAUUAACACCAUGGGAUUUGCUAAGUCACUGUGUGUGGAGGCCUUUUAGUCACUGGCUGCAGGUGAAGGCUGCAUCACCAUGGUUACUGCUAAACCCAACUCACAGUUUUGAGUUGAAAUGCUGCAGAGUGACUCAUAUGGGACAUUACUACCCAAGUCUGGUACAGACCUUCUGCCAAGUGUUCUGGGUAGAGGCCAUUCUUGCCAUUUUGAUAUACAUUACCUCUAGAGGCUCAGCUUCCACUUGUAGAUGGACAGACUGUAGCUUGGUCGAAUGCAAGCCGGAAAAGUUGGAGAACGCUGCAUUAAGAGAAAACUACAAUGGCGCUGGACUUACGACAGACAUAGAAGAGGAGUUGCCGGGGUCAAAGUUGACUGGUGUAUCUUCAGCUGUUGGUCUAUGGUGGCUGCUGCUGGCCUAUAAAUGCCUACCUGUGGAUUGUAGAGGGCAAACCGCGGCGUCCACAUGGUCGACGUCCUUAACAAGACCCCGGUGGACUUGUAGAAGGGUUGAAGCGUGGUGGAGAGUGCGGUUGAAAGACGCUGUGGACGCACCAAUGGGAUUUGUAGGUUUUGUAGCAGACUUGAACACUCUAACAUGAAUGUUUACAUCGCACAUGAAUGUUUGCCGACGCUGAUGGCUCCAACACCACUUGGCCUCCUUCGACUGACUGAGCAGGCUUAUUGAUCGCUUUGGCCUUUUUCAGCUUUGCACAUUUGGAUCUUGGUUUUGAGGUCAAGCCGGUCCAGACAAAAUAUUGGAAGAGGAGCCAACACAGCCUUCCAUGAUUUGUUUUGCCUGACACACAAACAAAUCAUGUUCGGCUCUGUUAACAUCUGUUCCAUAUUGGAUGUUUUUGGGCUCAUCAGCUCUGGCGUUUUUCAGUUGUACUGUAUGUGGAGGCGAGUCGUCUCCUCUGUUCGAUUGUCCUCUGCCAAGCAGACACAACCUCACUAUUGUCCAUUAUUUGUACUAUUUUUUUUUAUAAUUAAUAUUAUUAUAUUUCAUUGGAAAUA
Myripristis murdjan (pinecone soldierfish) is the source of this 2111-nucleotide messenger RNA. It is a transcript of the gene socs1a, whose product is annotated as suppressor of cytokine signaling 1a. Gene Ontology annotation, biological process: phosphatidylinositol phosphate biosynthetic process; intracellular signal transduction. Gene Ontology annotation, cellular component: phosphatidylinositol 3-kinase complex. NCBI's taxonomy places the organism in Eukaryota, Metazoa, Chordata, Actinopteri, Holocentriformes, Holocentridae. The record is from RefSeq and is a predicted model, not a curated record. The transcript is spliced from 2 exons. Gene Ontology annotation, molecular function: 1-phosphatidylinositol-3-kinase regulator activity. The coding region runs from base 312 to 1046 and encodes 244 amino acids.